This is a messenger RNA of Myotis brandtii (Brandt's bat), 711 nucleotides long. Its product is annotated as fibrosin-1-like protein. The coding region runs from base 22 to 711 and encodes 229 amino acids. NCBI's taxonomy places the organism in Eukaryota, Metazoa, Chordata, Mammalia, Chiroptera, Vespertilionidae. The transcript is spliced from 6 exons. The record is from RefSeq and is a predicted model, not a curated record.
CGCGAGGCCCUGGAGAAGGACAUGGCCCUGAAGCCACAGGAGCGGAAGGAGAAAUGGGAGCGUCGCCUCGUCAAAAAGCCCCGGGAGUCAGAAAACGGUCCGCCGGCAGAGCCCAGUGAGAACGGCCGGCCCCCGGAGGUGGGCAGCCCCGAGCAGGACCUGGAGCCCACCUGCGACCGGGGGAAGAAAGUCCCACUGCAGCCCGCCAAGCAGGUGAAGGCUGUCCUGUCCAGAGGGGGCGACCGCCACAGCGAGGACGAGGGCUUCCGCGAAGCCACCAGCUCCCGGCUCAGCGCCUCCCGGGACCAGCUCAGUGACGUGAGUACCCAGACCCGGGAGUCUGGGGCAGCCUUCCUUCCGCAGACCCGCCAGCCGCUCAGUAAACAGCUUCUCACUUACCAGGGCUCCGCCGGGAGGGAGUUAGAUGAGGACCGAGGCUGGCGGGAGCCGGGGGAGGGGUUCAGGGGCCUCAGUCCCCUCCCAGCCACCACGCAGGAGUCGCUGUGUGGUGCCCGGCAGCUGCCUCAGUCCCCCAUUUGUGACAGCGAGAGUGACGGGGACGACAAGCCUCUGCCAGACGCCUUGCCAAGUCAUGCUCCCAGCGCUCGGCCUCUGCCAGCUCCGGGGCUGCGGGAACGGGGCUGGGCCCUCCGUGGACAGCAGUUCGGCUCCCUGGCCAGCCCCCUCCUCCGAGCCUGUGCCCUUUGCUGA